This is a messenger RNA of Brassica oleracea var. oleracea, 3538 nucleotides long. RefSeq lists its product as uncharacterized. The transcript is spliced from 8 exons. NCBI's taxonomy places the organism in Eukaryota, Viridiplantae, Streptophyta, Magnoliopsida, Brassicales, Brassicaceae. Bases 334 to 3363 code for a protein of 1009 amino acids. Gene Ontology annotation, biological process: signal transduction; protein phosphorylation. Gene Ontology annotation, cellular component: cytoplasm. The record is from RefSeq and is a predicted model, not a curated record. Gene Ontology annotation, molecular function: protein kinase activity; ATP binding; protein binding.
CGUUUUUAUUUUUUUGAGAGCGCUUCUCAGCGUCUCUCUCUCUCGUAAAUCAAAAAACCUCUCAAACUUUCGUAUCCUUUUUUACACAAACUUCGAUUAACAUUCUUCACGUUUACCCAAAAAAUCUCUUUUUUCGUGUGUCAUCCAUCGUUCUCCUCCUCCUCCUCCAUUGUUAAAUCUCGUUCGCCAUUUGCCAUUUUCACCAGCUAGUUGUGUUCAUUGGAGGCGCAACCUGUUCGUUAUAAUUCCUCAAAGAGCUUAGAAGAAUUAAGAAAAAAAAUUCUCUUUUUGGGAGAGGAAGAAAGAAUAAGCCUUUUUUUUUGGUGUUAGGACAUGAGAAUGGAGUUCCCUGGCAGAUCCAAUCAUCAUCACUUAUAUAAUAAUGACGGUUGUGGUAAUAACACGCGUGAUGACGACGAUGUCUGUUCUCAGACAGGAGAGGAGUUUUCAAACGAGUUCUUAAGGGAUGUUGCUGCUCAACGAAGACCACAGCUUGUUCCUAACAGAAACGCUGAGGCUAAUAAUCAUAACAAUCGACAUCUUGUUUACGAGGAUUUCAAUAGGAUCCUUGGUCUUCAGAGAGUCGAUUCCAACAUCUCAGAAGGUGUUACUAAUCAUCCCUCCAAUGUUGUUGCUGACUCGCCUCGGAGGACUGCAACAACAACAACAUCAGAUGUUUUUAUGCCUGAGAUCUUGAAGCUUCUUUGCAGCUUUGGGGGAAGGAUCUUACAGAGACCUGGCGACGGGAAGCUUAGAUACAUAGGAGGGGAGACUCGGAUCAUCUCCAUACGGAAACACGUUGGAUUAAACGAGCUGAUGCACAAGACUUACGCUUUGUGCAACCAUCCGCACACGAUCAAGUACCAGUUGCCUGGAGAAGAUCUUGAUGCGCUUAUAUCCGUUUGCUCUGAUGAGGAUCUUCUUCAUAUGAUUGAAGAGUAUCAAGAAGCUGAAACGAAAGGUGGUUCUCAGAGGAUAAGAGUCUUUCUUGUCUCUUCUACAGAAUCAUCGGAGUCUCCCAAGAUUUUCAACGAGAGGAACCGAAACACACACCAGCAGAAUGAUAUGGAUCAUUAUCAGUACGUUUCAGCUCUUAAUGGUGUUGUGGAUGUGAGUCCUCAUAAGAGCUCAAGCGGGCAAAGCGGGACGAGUCAGACGACGCAGUUUGGGAACGCUUCGGAGUUUAGUCCCACGUUUCAUAUCCGAGACUCGCCUACUUCUGCUCACAAAGACAGCAACAGUCCAACAACGUUCAUGAAUCCGUAUAUGAAUCAUUUUGUGCCUAGAAUGCAGAUUCCAAGCAACUCGUUUCUUCAACAGUCUCCUCCGCCAUCUCCUUUCUCAGUUCACAAGAGAGCAAACACAGACAUCCCUUACUUUGUUGAUCAGAAUGGUUUCUUUGAUAACAACAGUCGCCCUUACUUGGUUCCACCAAACUUCCCACAGCAGCAACAUAGGUUCUUGUUUGAGACUAAUGCUCAGGCGCAGAAUCUUCUUGACAGGAGCCCAAGCGACGAUGUUUACCCUCAUGGCGGCCAAGGUUAUAUGGGAGCGACGCUUAAGAAAAACGCUCUCUCUGAUCCACAGCUCCAUGACGAGAGCCAAAUCAACAAUGGGCUAGAAGCGUUUACAAGACAGCCGUGGAAGAUACUGAGGAAGAAACUGCAUGUUGUGGCUACUUCAAAGUGGGAAGAAGAUAGUGAUGAUAUCUAUUUCAAGAAACCGGAAGGCGGGAGGAGGAGCAAGGAGCUUGAUCUCAACAUUGAACCUCCUGAUAGUUUGAUGGACCGUGAUCAUACUUUUGAUCAGUCAUCAUCAAAGAAACAUGGUACUAGUUAUUUCAGUCCGAAUUAUCAACCAUCUGCUCAGCUUACUUCAAGUGAUUCAGGAAGCUCAGUCUUUUCUCUAUCAGCCAACACCAACGAGAAUCAUGUUGGUGGUUCGAGGGACAAAUCAAAUGGAGGUUUCCAGCAUGACAUCUCACUAGAUAUUCUCAUCAGAAACAACCACACUUCAGAUACAGAUCAAAAGUCAAGUGGUCAAGCAGAUUACUCCUCACCCAACAAACAUUUCCCAGAGGAACUUCUGAGACAGGAGGAGCCUAUGGUUCCCAGAUGUGUUUUGGAGUCAAAUAAUGAUGAUUCGGAGAUUCAUAGUUCUCUUCCUAAAGAUGAGAGCUUUCACUAUUGCGGAAUGCCACUUAGGAGGGUGGGAAGCAGAGAUGCUGCUUUUAUUCACACACAGGACUCUGAUGAUUUCUUCAGACACAAGCUGCUUGUUCCACAGUUCAUGGUUGAGGAUGUGACAAACGAAGAAAACGCUGAUAGUCUCUUGUCAGCUACUAUUGUCCCUCAUGUACAAAGUGAGUCAGACGAUGAUCACAAAUCUUACACAAGAGAGGAAGAGAAUAAAAAUGCAAACGAGGAAAAGUAUAAGAAAAGCAGAAACACUGACGAAUCAUUCAGCGAAGCUGCGAUGGUUGAAAUGGAAGCUGGAAUCUACGGCUUACAGAUAAUCAAGAACACUGAUCUUGAAGACUUACACGAGCUAGGAUCGGGUACAUUUGGAACUGUUUACUAUGGGAAGUGGAGAGGAACUGAUGUAGCUAUCAAGAGGAUAAAGAAUAGCUGCUUCUCUGGUGGAUCAUCAGAGCAAGCGCGACAGACUAAAGAUUUCUGGAGAGAAGCUCGGAUAUUGGCGAAUCUGCACCAUCCGAAUGUGGUGGCCUUUUAUGGAGUUGUGCCAGACGGACCUGGUGGAACAAUGGCAACAGUUACUGAGUAUAUGGUGAACGGAUCUUUAAGACAUGUCUUGCAGAGAAAAGACAGAUCGCUAGAUAGGCGCAAAAGGUUGAUGCUAACUCUAGAUGCUGCGUUUGGCAUGGAGUAUUUGCAUAUGAAGAAUAUUGUUCAUUUUGAUCUCAAAUGUGAUAACUUGCUUGUAAACUUGAGGGAUCCACAACGACCCAUUUGCAAGGUUGGUGAUUUUGGACUGUCGAGAAUAAAAAGAAACACGCUUGUGUCUGGUGGAGUAAGAGGAACUCUCCCAUGGAUGGCGCCAGAGCUGCUAAAUGGGAGCAGCAAUCGCGUCUCCGAGAAAGUAGAUGUUUUCUCAUUUGGUAUCGCCAUGUGGGAGAUUUUAACAGGAGAAGAACCAUAUGCGAAUCUUCACUGCGGUGCCAUCAUUGGUGGGAUUGUGAACAAUACGCUGAGACCUCAGGUACCUGAACGGUGUGAAUCAGAGUGGAGGAAGUUGAUGGAGCAAUGCUGGUCGUUUGAUCCUGGAGUAAGACCAUCGUUCACUGAGAUUGUUGAUCGGCUAAGGUCAAUGACUGUUGCCUUGCAACCCAAGCGACGAACCUAAAUGCUCUCUCUAAUGAAUAUUUAGAGAAGCAAAAAAAAAAAAAAUACUCAACGUAAGUUGUGCGGAGUCUGUAAAUUAGUAUUUGAGGCAUCUACUGGUUCAGGUAAAAAGUUGUAUGUAUACACAAAGAUAAGUUGAUGGUCUAUUUGAGUAACAAUACAAUUUUUUUCUUUUA